CCUUGAUAGCCUGCCCAGUCCAGGCUUGAAAAAUUCCUCUCCUGCUCUUCAAAGGGAUCUUGGCCCCCACCAGCCUCGGCACGGCCCCCGUUCAAUCGGCUUUCGUGUGGGCAUGGCUGGCGCGCUGCCCAGCGACGGUCAUUUCCCCAGAUGAAAACUCCCUGCGUCCCGCCCAUCUCCCUCUUAUUUCUGUCGCUGAAAUGUGAGAUGGCACAGCUGCUGCUGCUGCUGCUGCCGCCGCCGCCGACCUGAAUUCAGUUUCCACCUGGGUAAAGAGAGAAAAAGCUGGCGGUGUUCGUCAGCAUGUGGCUCUACCAUUUGCUGCUGAUCGUCCUUCUGGAACGACUGGUGUCCGGCACCACCUGCUACUUCCCUGAGGGAAACGUGGCCGAGGAUUACACGCCUUGCUCCGACAAUGGCGUCUCGUUCUGCUGCAACAAGAACUCGAUAUGCUUGAGCAAUGGCCUCUGCACCUCCAUGCAUCAACCGUAUGUUCUUGGCCGCGGCGCCUGUACCUCCCAAAGUUGGAACGAUACCUCGGUCUGCGACGAUGUCUGUCAUGGAAUCACCACCGCGUGGAGCAGCGCGUGCUCCCUCAUCCUCUACAGUGACGUGAACGGAGUCAAGCUCUACUGCCCCAACUCGAUUAUUUCCAACGGGACCAACUCCAUCGGAUGCGCCAAUGGUGUCUCGCCCGUUUCAGUGGGCACUGGCAAGCCCAUUGCUGGCAAGGCAUAUCUGGCCAGCUACUCCCUCCUCCCCACUGCUAGCACCGCCACCAGCACCGCGACCGCGACCUCUACCACCGAGCCCAAUACCUCGUCUUCCUCCACAGCCGAUGAAAGCUGCAGCAGCCCGACCGCGGCUAAUGGCAAUCAAGUCAGCCGCGCGACCGUGACCGCCGUUGGGGCCGGGGUCGGCGUCCCCCUUGGGCUGCUGGCGUUGGCAUCGCUGGGAUAUGGUUUGAACGAGAGGAGAAAGCGGCUUCAACUCCAGAAUACCCCGUCAAACGUAUACCAGAUGCCGGCGGCCUCAUCAACGUCCUACCGAACGAGGAAUAUGGGCGCGAAGGAGCUAUCUGGCCAUGUACCGCUUCAUGAGUUGGACACGUGAUUGUGCAUGGAGCGCGCAUACAAAUACUUGUUAGGGUUUGGUGGAAAGAGAAGACAGAAAGGGAGACUGGCAAACGGAAUGUGGGUGGUUGCAUGUAUUUCCGUUACUCCUAAGAGUUCGUGUCUGUCCCCGAGCUCACACCCGCUGAACCUGUACUUUUUUGGACCGGCCAAGAAAGAACCGUAAAGAUAAUACUAAUACACUGCUUCUGAGCAGCUCGUGUACAGUACAUAGAGUAAUGUUGGCUAGAUCUACCGAAACUUCAAACCAUAAAGGGUGCAACUCGGAG
This is a messenger RNA of Aspergillus costaricaensis CBS 115574, 1402 nucleotides long. RefSeq lists its product as uncharacterized. Lineage: Eukaryota; Fungi; Ascomycota; Eurotiomycetes; Eurotiales; Aspergillaceae. The coding region runs from base 304 to 1113 and encodes 269 amino acids. The transcript has 2 exons. The record is from RefSeq and is a predicted model, not a curated record.